AUGAAAAUUUCGACUUUGACCAAAGCUUUUGUGUUGGCGCAGGCCGUUGUCACUAACGCUUACAAUUGUGUUCCAUCUGGGCACAGCACUCAAGCCACAUGCUCGGGUUCACAAGUUUGUCCGGACUUAAAUUUUGAUUUUCACCGAAACCAACUUGGUAUCCCAAAAUACAAUAUGCAAUUGCAAAAUGUCCAAUGGGAAACUGAUAAUAUUUAUUGGAUAACUAUUAGAGUUUAUUCCGAUACACAAAUUUCCAUAGAUGAUUUAUUUUCUGUUAAAAUAAUUGGUGUUAAUUCCCCAGAUGGUUCUACUUUUCAAUUAUAUGAUAGAAAUUUGAAAGUUGCUAAUAUUGAUAGCCCAACCGACUUUGAAGCUACUUUUAGAAUUUAUGCUGAUGUAGAUGGUUCUACUGCUACUUCCGGUUCUUUUCAAAUUCAAUGGGAUUAUUGUAAAGAUGUUUGUAGUGACACUGCACUAUGUAAAAAAUGGCCAUAUGGAGAUACUAGUUUUGAUUUACAAGUUAGCUGUAAUGCUGAUAAUCAAAAUAAUGCACAAGGUGACUUUCCAGUUUUAUCUUGGAAUGUUGACUGUAGUAAAAGCUGCGUAUCCUCACAAGUAAGUGCAUCUACUUCAUCAAAUGCUCCUUCUAUUUCUAGUGGACCAGGUACUGCAUCUUCUUCUAUUCCAUAUUCUAGUGGACCAGGUACUGCAUCCUCCUCUAUUCCAUACUCUAGUGGACCAGGUAGUGCAUCUUCUUCCAUUCCAUACUCUAGUGGACCAGGUACUGCAUCCUCCUCUAUUCCAUAUUCUAGUGGACCAGGUAGUGCAUCCUCUUCUAUUCCAUACUCUAGUGGACCAGGUAGUGCAUCCUCUUCUAUUCCAUACUCUAGUGGACCAGGUACUGCAUCUUCUUCUAUUCCAUACUCUAGUGGACCAGGUAGUGCAUCCUCCUCUAUUCCAUACUCUAGUGAACCAGGUAGUGCAUCCUCUUCUACUCCAUACUCUAGUGGACCAGGUAGUGCAUCCUCCUCUAUUCCAUACUCUAGUGGAUCAGGCACACCAUCUUCAUCCUCUUACUCAUCUACAAUUACCGGUCCAAGUUGUUCAGCCACGCCUAUUUGUCCAGACUACAACUUUAACUGGCAUAGUGAACAAGUUGGCUAUGAAAGAUAUUACAUGGAUAUCCUAGAUGUGGUUUGGGAACAAGAUAAUAUCUAUGAAAUAACUAUCCACGUUUAUGCCAAAACGUCGAUUCCAAUAGCCGAUCUAUGGGAGUUAAAAAUCAUUGGUUUGGAUUCACCAGAUAGUUCCACAUAUGUGGUAUAUAGCAACAAUGAGAACAUUUAUCUAAUUACUGAUCCUACCGAUUGGACUGCUAGUUUUAGAAUCUAUACAAAAGACAGCGACUGUACUUCUGUAAUGCCAGAUUUCCAAAUUCAGUAUGAUUACAGUACGAAUCCUGAAGGUCCCGGCAGUUUUGAUUUACAGACCGGAUGUAAUGCUGAUAAUAAUGGGAAUUCACAAACAGAUUUUCCAGGAUACGAAUGGAGUAAGGAAUGUAACAAUUUCUGUUUUUCAUCAUCAAGCAAAUCCACUACUUCUUCCAUUCCACAUUCUAGUGGACCAGGUAGUGCAUCCUCUUCUACUCCAUACUCUAGUGGACCAGGUAGUGCAUCCUCCUCUAUUCCAUAUUCUAGUGGACCAGGUAGUGCAUCCUCCUCUAUUCCAUACUCUAGUGGACCAGGUACUGCAUCCUCUUCUAUUCCAUACUCUAGUGGACCAGGUACUGCAUCCUCCUCUAUUCAAUACUCUAGUGAACCAGGUACUGCAUCUUCUUCUAUUCCAUAUUCUAGUGGACCAGGUACUGCAUCUUCUUCUAUUCCAUACUCUAGUGGACCAGGUACUGCAUCCUCUUCUAUUCCAUACUCUAGUGGACCAGGUACUGCAUCCUCCUCUAUUCCAUACUCUAGUGGACCAGGUAGUGCAUCUUCUUCUAUUCCAUACUCUAGUGGACCAGGUAGUGCAUCUUCUUCUAUUCCAUACUCUAGUGGACCAGGUACUGCAUCCUCCUCUAUUCCAUACUCUAGUGGACCAGGUAGUGCAUCUUCUUCUAUUCCAUACUCUAGUGGACCAGGUAGUGCAUCUUCUUCUAUUCCAUACUCUAGUGGACCAGGUACUACAUCCUCCUCUACUCCAUACUCUAGUAGACCAGGUACUGCAUCCUCCUCUAUUCCAUACUCUAGUGGAUCAGGCACACCAUCUUCAUCCUCUUACUCAUCUACAAUUACCGGUCCAAGUUGUUCAGCCACGCCUAUUUGUCCAGACUACAACUUUAACUGGCAUAGUGAACAAGUUGGCUAUGAAAGAUAUUACAUGGAUAUCCUAGAUGUGGUUUGGGAACAAGAUAAUAUCUAUGAAAUAACUAUCCACGUUUAUGCCAAAACGUCGAUUCCAAUAGCCGAUCUAUGGGAGUUAAAAAUCAUUGGUUUGGAUUCACCAGAUAGUUCCACAUAUGUGGUAUAUAGCAACAAUGAGAACAUUUAUCUAAUUACUGAUCCUACCGAUUGGACUGCUAGUUUUAGAAUUUAUACAAAAGACAGCGACUGUACUUCUGUAAUGCCAGAUUUCCAAAUUCAGUAUGAUUACAGUACGAAUCCUGAAGGUCCCGGCAGUUUUGACUUACAGACCGGAUGUAAUGCUGAUAAUAAUGGGAAUUCACAAACAGAUUUUCCAGGAUACGAAUGGAGUAAGGAAUGUAACAAUUUCUGUUUUUCAUCAUCAAGCAAAUCCACUACUUCUUCCAUUCCACAUUCUAGUGGACCAGGUAGUGCAUCCUCUUCUACUCCAUAUUCUAGUGGACCAGGUAGUGCAUCCUCCUCUAUUCCAUAUUCUAGUGGACCAGAUACUGCAUCUUCUUCUAUUCCAUACUCUAGUGGACCAGGUAGUGCAUCUUCUUCUAUUCCAUAUUCUAGUGGACCAGGUACUGCAUCUUCUUCUAUUCCAUACUCUAGUGGACCAGGUACUGCAUCCUCCUCUAUUCCAUAUUCUAGUGGACCAGGUAGUGCAUCCUCUUCUAUUCCAUACUCUAGUGGACCAGGUACUGCAUCUUCUUCUAUUCCAUACUCUAGUGGACCAGGUACUGCAUCCUCCUCUAUUCCAUACUCUAGUGGACCAGGUAGUGCAUCUUCUUCUAUUCCAUACUCUAGUGGACCAGGUAGUGCAUCUUCUUCUAUUCCAUACUCUAGUGGACCAGGUACUACAUCCUCCUCUACUCCAUACUCUAGUAGACCAGGUACUGCAUCCUCCUCUAUUCCAUACUCUAGUGGAUCAGGCACACCAUCUUCAUCCUCUUACUCAUCUACAAUUACCGGUCCAAGUUGUUCAGCCACGCCUAUUUGUCCAGACUACAACUUUAACUGGCAUAGUGAACAAGUUGGCUAUGAAAGAUAUUACAUGGAUAUCCUAGAUGUGGUUUGGGAACAAGAUAAUAUCUAUGAAAUAACUAUCCACGUUUAUGCCAAAACGUCGAUUCCAAUAGCCGAUCUAUGGGAGUUAAAAAUCAUUGGUUUGGAUUCACCAGAUAGUUCCACAUAUGUGGUAUAUAGCAACAAUGAGAACAUUUAUCUAAUUACUGAUCCUACCGAUUGGACUGCUAGUUUUAGAAUCUAUACAAAAGACAGCGACUGUACUUCUGUAAUGCCAGAUUUCCAAAUUCAGUAUGAUUACAGUACGAAUCCUGAAGGUCCCGGCAGUUUUGAUUUACAGACCGGAUGUAAUGCUGAUAAUAAUGGGAAUUCACAAACAGAUUUUCCAGGAUACGAAUGGAGUAAGGAAUGUAACAAUUUCUGUUUUUCAUCAUCAAGCAAAUCCACUACUUCUUCCAUUCCACAUUCUAGUGGACCAGGUAGUGCAUCCUCUUCUACUCCAUACUCUAGUGGACCAGGUAGUGCAUCCUCCUCUAUUCCAUAUUCUAGUGGACCAGGUAGUGCAUCCUCCUCUAUUCCAUACUCUAGUGGACCAGGUAGUGCAUCUUCUUCCAUUCCAUACUCUAGUGGACCAGGUACUGCAUCCUCCUCUAUUCCAUAUUCUAGUGGACCAGGUAGUGCAUCCUCUUCUAUUCCAUACUCUAGUGGACCAGGUACUGCAUCCUCCUCUAUUCCAUAUUCUAGUGGACCAGGUAGUGCAUCUUCUUCUAUUCCAUACUCUAGUGGAUCAGGCACACCAUCUUCAUCCUCUUACUCAUCUACAAUUACCGGUCCAAGUUGUUCAGCCACGCCUAUUUGUCCAGACUACAACUUUAACUGGCAUAGUGAACAAGUUGGCUAUGAAAGAUAUUACAUGGAUAUCCUAGAUGUGGUUUGGGAACAAGAUAAUAUCUAUGAAAUAACUAUCCACGUUUAUGCCAAAACGUCGAUUCCAAUAGCCGAUCUAUGGGAGUUAAAAAUCAUUGGUUUGGAUUCACCAGAUAGUUCCACAUAUGUGGUAUAUAGCAACAAUGAGAACAUUUAUCUAAUUACUGAUCCUACCGAUUGGACUGCUAGUUUUAGAAUCUAUACAAAAGACAGCGACUGUACUUCUGUAAUGCCAGAUUUCCAAAUUCAGUAUGAUUACAGUACGAAUCCUGAAGGUCCCGGCAGUUUUGAUUUACAGACCGGAUGUAAUGCUGAUAAUAAUGGGAAUUCACAAACAGAUUUUCCAGGAUACGAAUGGAGUAAGAAAUGUAACAAUUUCUGUUUUUCAUCAUCAAGCAAAUCCACUACUUCUUCCAUUCCACAUUCUAGUGGACCAGGUACUACAUCCUCUUCUACUCCAUACUCUAGUGGACCAGGUACUACAUCCUCCUCUAUUCCAUACUCUAGUGGACCAGGUACUGCAUCUUCUUCUAUUCCAUACUCUAGUGGACCAGGUAGUGCAUCUUCUUCCAUUCCAUACUCUAGUGGACCAGGUACUACAUCCUCCUCUACUCCAUACUCUAGUGGACCAGGUACUACAUCCUCCUCUAUUCCAUACUCUAGUGGACCAGGUACUGCAUCUUCUUCUAUUCCAUACUCUAGUGGACCAGGUAGUGCAUCCUCCUCUAUUCCAUACUCUAGUGGACCAGGUAGUGCAUCUUCUUCCAUUCCAUACUCUAGUGGACCAGGUAGUGCAUCCUCUUCUACUCCAUACUCUAGUGGACCAGGUAGUGCAUCUUCUUCUAUUCCAUAUUCUAGUGGACCAGGUACUACAUCCUCCUCUAUUCCAUACUCUAGUGGACCAGGUACUGCAUCUUCUUCUAUUCCAUAUUCUAGUGGACCAGGUAGUGCAUCCUCCUCUAUUCCAUAUUCUAGCGGACCAGGUAGUGCAUCUUCUUCUAUUCCAUAUUCUAGUGGACCAGGUAGUGCAUCCUCCUCUAUUCCAUACUCUAGUGGACCAGGUAGUGCAUCUUCUUCCAUUCCAUACUCUAGUGGACCAGGUAGUGCAUCCUCUUCUACUCCAUACUCUAGUGAACCAAGUACUGCAUCCUCCUCUAUUCCAUACUCUAGUGGACCAGGUACCCCAUUUUCUUACGUUUCUGCAAAGUUAACCACUGUUACUUCUGUUUACACCAGUCUAACUACUACUUGUUUAGUAUCUACAACUGAAUACACCGAAGACAUUACAAUUACCCAAAGUAUAUUCACCACUGCUAUCGAAACCGUUACUUCUUGUUCAGUUAAUCACCAAGUUACCGGAUCUAACGGCGAGGCUUCUACUGUGUGCGGUCCAAAGACUGUUGCUCAGUCUAUCCCAGUAUCUACCACUACUCAAGUCGUCCCAGCUGGGUCUCCGGUUACUUAUACAAUCACCACAGAGACUAAUGUCCCAGUAACCACUACGAAUGUAAUUGUAACUACACCUAAUGCUACUGCUUCUAUUAAUAAGGAAGAAGCUAGUUCCGCUAGUGUCUAUACCACCUUUGUCACUUCUGUUUACACCAGUCUAACUACUACUUGUUUAGUAUCUACAACUGAAUACACCGAAGACGUUACAAUUACCCAAAGUAUAUUCACCACUGCUAUCGAAACCGUUACUUCUUGUUCAGUUAAUCACCAAGUUACCGGAUCUAACGGCAUGGCUUCUACUGUGUGUGGUCCAGUGACUAUUACUCAGUCUAUCCCAAUAUCUACCAUUACUCAAAUUGUCCCAUCUGGGUCUCCAUUUACCUAUACAAUCACUACAGAGACUAAUGUUCCAAUCACUACAACCAAUGUGCUCCUAAGUACAUCCACAGUUGCCAAAGAGUCAACUGAUUAUAGUAUUUUUUAUAGUACUUUAAUAACUAUUGCUCAACAGGAAGUCACUGUUACCAGUCAAUCUUACUCUUUUUUUUCUACAACUAUUACCAAAUGUGGUACCAAGUUAGACGGUACCAUUGAAAUUUGUGAAACCACUCAGCAAGUCACAUCAUCUCCCAUUGUCUCUACUAUUGUCAUUUCAGCGGGUUCUGAAAUUACUAGUAUUGAAUCAUCAGUCGUACAUACAAAGACCUGGGGUCAAACGGGGUUGUCUACAGUUAUUAAAACUUCAGCUAUUACAGACAGUGUAAGUAACACAGAAUUAUUACCUAUUAGUCAACAACAACUAGGUUCUACUACCAUUGCUUCUCAAGCAACUUCCUUUUCUGUCCAAAUUCAAGAAGCUGCUGCUGUCAAAGUGACAAUUUCCAUUUUCUCUAUUUUAAUUUCUGUUUUCUUAAUGUUCGUUUAA
Saccharomycodes ludwigii is the source of this 6726-nucleotide messenger RNA. RefSeq lists its product as uncharacterized. Lineage: Eukaryota; Fungi; Ascomycota; Saccharomycetes; Saccharomycodales; Saccharomycodaceae. The coding region runs from base 1 to 6726 and encodes 2241 amino acids. The transcript has a single exon. The record is from RefSeq and is a predicted model, not a curated record.